Messenger RNA from Erythranthe guttata (spotted monkey flower), 1019 nucleotides. Its product is annotated as protein RER1B. Gene Ontology annotation, cellular component: Golgi membrane. NCBI's taxonomy places the organism in Eukaryota, Viridiplantae, Streptophyta, Magnoliopsida, Lamiales, Phrymaceae. Gene Ontology annotation, biological process: retrograde vesicle-mediated transport, Golgi to endoplasmic reticulum; protein retention in ER lumen. The record is from RefSeq and is a predicted model, not a curated record.
UAGGGUAAAUAGUGUAAAUUCAUAAACUCAUGGGGUCGGUCUAGAUAAGCACUAUAUAAACUGAUAAAUUCCCUAAAUCGUUUUGCCGACUUCUCAAAACUAAAAACCCAUGCGGAAAUUCAUUCAUUAAUCACAGACUGAAGUAGAGGAAGGAAAGUUCACGUAGCAGAAUUCAGUUUUAAAGAAUUCGUAUAAUGGAAGAGGUUCCAGUAGAUGAUCAAUCCCCAGUUUCGCCAUUUUCGAAAUGGAGAGACGAUUUUUCGAGGGCGUUUCAGUAUUUUCUGGAUAGAUCCGCUCCUCAUAUAGUCAAUAGAUGGCUCGGGACACUUGCUGCAGCAGCAGUUUACGUCUUGCGUGUUUAUUACUUACACGGGUUUUUUGUUAUCUCGUAUGGUUUAGGAAUAUAUAUACUGAAUUUGUUGAUUGGUUUUAUGUCUCCGAAAGUUGAUCCCGAGCUUGAAGUGUUAGAUGGAGGGGCUUCUUCUCCGACUAAGGACUCUUACGAGUAUCGGCCAUUCACUCGUCGCCUGCCCGAAUUCAAGUUCUGGUAUGCAAUCACAAAAGCGCUUUGUGUUGCCUUCCUCAUGACAUUCCUCUCUAUAUUCGAUGUUCCCGUUUUCUGGCCGAUAUUAUUCUUCUACUGGUUUUUUCUGUUUUUCCUCACAAUGAAGAGGCUUAUCACUCAUAUGAUCAAACAUAGAUAUGUCCCGUUCAACUUUGGCAAGCAGAAAUAUUCCGGGAAGAGGCCUGCUCAAAGUACUAGUGGCUCGCGCAGAGACUGAGCGUUGGAAUUUUUUAGAACACGCGACUUCAAACAUGUAUGUUGUGUAUAUAUAUAUAUACUUCUAACUUGCUAAACGGAAAAAAAAUAUGAAUAAAGACGAUUUGUAGUUAUUGUAAUUCGCCUGAUUAAUCGUUUGACAUUCGGGUUCUAUGUAAUAAAUGUUGGCGAAAUGUGUUGAUCUUUUUUUGUUCUUAAGAUGAAUAUUGUUUCUCAAUAUACACAUCCUCUGUUUCAA